Molecule: messenger RNA, 1509 nt
Organism: Candidula unifasciata
Lineage: Eukaryota; Metazoa; Mollusca; Gastropoda; Stylommatophora; Geomitridae
Source: the annotation of a GenBank genome assembly
AUGCGAAGUCACAGUACGACGGCGUUGUCUCUCUGUGGAGCUGUUGUCAUUGUCUACAUCAUGGUUGCUGUACCAAUGGCCCAGAGCCAAGUUCUUGUGGUUUCAUCGCUACUGAUUCCCCCGUUCCUCUCAUCCAAUGAGUAUGUCAGCAAUGGAACAACCCAGAUCACUUAUGAAGGAUACAUCCAAGACUUGCUGGAUGAGCUGGCCAAGCUGACGGGGAUAUCCUACACCUUCUCUAUCAGGGCAGACAAAAAAUUUGGCCACCUUCUGAGAAAUGGAUCUUGGGAUGGUCUCAUAGGUGACGUAGUCGAGGGGAGGGUCGACUUAGCAGCAGGUCCGCUGACCGAAACGUCCGCACGUUCUAAAGUUGUCGAUUUCUCGACCCCUUUCAUGAACUUUGGCCCCGUGAUCAUCAUGAAGCGCCCCCAAGCACCUGUGAUGACCCUAGAGGAGCGACUUCAGAGGCUCUUCUCUCCUCUGUCUCAAAGCAUCUGGAUGUUGUCAGGUUUGGCCUGGCUGAUUACCAGCGUGGUACUCUACGUCAUCUGUUACACCAACCCCUACGACUGGAGGCGACUUGCCAAGGACAGACAAGCCAGUUUGCGGGAAGCCGAGUCCUUCUCCUGUCUCAACACGUUCUGGUUCACCAUGAGCAACAUCUUGUGGCAGGGUUACACACGCUCGCCCAGGUCCAUAGGUGCUCGAAUUGUGGUGACUUUCUGGUGGGUCUACGUGCUGAUCUUUGUGGUGAUGUACAUCGCCAGCAUGACCAACUAUCUGCAGGUGGGGCCCACACAAAAUGUCGACCAGACCUACACCAGUAUUCAGAAACUCGAAGAUCUUGGACAACAAUCUGAAGUUCGUGUCGGGGUGAUUGAGGGAGGUGCUACCGAACAGUUCUUGUUGACAAACAGGAUUCCACAAAUAAAACAUGUCUGGGCCAGGAUUAAACAGAUGAAGGGCUAUGUCUCAACUUUGGACAAGGCCAUUGACAAAGUUCGAAAGUCAAAGAAGCCUUACGCCUUCAUCGCCGAGUCGGCCAUGGCUAAGUACUUUACCAAGCAUGGGCCGUGUGAUAUCUACAUGGUCGGUGAUUUUACCACUAUAGGGUCGUAUUCGCUGGCAUUUCCGGUCAACUCCAGCCUGGUCAAGCGAGUGGACAUCGCGCUGUUGAUUCUGCGAGAGAAGGGCGUGCUCAAGGAACUGGAAGAUCGCUGGUUUACAGGCGAGUGUUCUGGCUUUUUGGUGGAAAACAACCGAAACAAGCUACAGCUGCCGCACUACCAUGGGGUUGACCUAGGAUCCUUCUCUGGGGCGCUGAUUAUCUUGGGCAUUGGCCUCGUUUUGGGCAGCCUGGUCACGUGUGUGGAAGUCUUUGUUUUUAAAUUUGCGGAAACGGAAGUCAAAGAAAAACCAACAACUGCUCAACCACAGGUCAAUUCUGAGCCUGCAAAGAAGCCUGUACUGGUGUCAAGUUUGGAACCUGAACCAAUCACAGACGUCUGA